Molecule: messenger RNA, 3088 nt
Organism: Pseudovirgaria hyperparasitica
Lineage: Eukaryota; Fungi; Ascomycota; Dothideomycetes; Acrospermales; Acrospermaceae
Exons: 3
Coding region: 1-2940 (979 amino acids)
Biological process (GO): phosphatidylinositol-mediated signaling; phosphatidylinositol phosphate biosynthetic process
Cellular component (GO): membrane; cytoplasm
Molecular function (GO): 1-phosphatidylinositol 4-kinase activity
Source: RefSeq, a predicted model, not a curated record
AUGAGUUGGAAUUUGCUAGAACGAUUCAUUGAGUCGGACCACUUCAACAAUGACCCGAGUCUGUCGGUCGCGUACUUGUCCCGGUAUGCAGAUCACGUCGGAAUUCACUACCACCUCUGCUCCAAGCUGCGACAGUUCUCAUGGGCCGAGAUAGAGUUCUUCUUGCCUCAGUUAUGCCACCUGCUCAUUAGUGUAGAAAAUGAGUCGAUGGCAUUGGAGGAGUUUAUAUAUGACCUGUGCGAGGAAUCCGUAAAUGGCGCCCUACUUACCUUCUGGCUAUUCCAAACCUACCUUCACGACCUCUCUCCGGACCCAAAUUCGAACUCCUUCAGGACAUGUCGAAGAAUAUACAACAAAGUGCAACGUAUAGUAUUUGGUGGUGCAGAGCCCAUCAAGAGAGAAAAGAUAAAAGAGAACAUAUUACCAGUCUCAGUUCUGUCAAGUAUCAUAAUUGCGUCUGCCGCAUCGCCUCUCUUAUCCAGACAUGCUGGACCCCUGGCCGUCGCUCAAGCCCGCAAGCCGCGGCCGCUGGAUGACGAUAUUAUAUCAGAUGGAAUCCAGGCGCAGAAGUUGAACAGAAGUCAGACAGUUGGUGGAGGACCUGCGCGGCAGCGAAGACCCAGACCAGCCCAGGGCCAUUCAGACCCAGAGGAUGCACGACAACCCAGUCGAGGAGGACCGACGUCCGUACCGAGUCAAAAGCCAUUAUCUCCCUCGAGCGAUGCUCUGAGAAAGUCACAGAGACCACGCGCUGCGGGCACGCGACCAUCUCUUCUCGCUAUAGGAAAGGAGGCCAGACUUUCAACGUCGUCUCUCCCCGAUUUUCGUCCUGGUGUAUCGCCAGCUCUACCCACACCGCCUGCAACGGCUGGGUAUGACACUCGCCCUAGCAAUCUUUCCGCGGCAAGGCGACGCUCUGAGGCUUCAAAACCUCUUAGUCCAAGCAACCUUACACGUGAGCAGAAACGGAGGUUGCUACGGGCAAAUUACUUCCGGAGCCAGACUCAAUUCCUCACCGCUCUGGAGGACAUCUCGAAUCGGUUGGUUGUUGUGCCCAAGCCCGCGCGUUUGAGCGCCCUUCGUGCGGAGUUGGCUUUGAUCGCUCAAGACCUACCUGCGGAAGUCGACAUUCCGCUAAUCUAUCCUGCUGUGUUGGAAGACGGAGCUGCUGCGAAAAGCAGACAUCAUCGCAUCGUGCGACUUAACCCCGCUGAAGCUACGAGUUUGAACAGCGCGGAAAGGGUGCCAUAUCUUCUCUUAGUAGAGGUAUUGAGGGAAGAUUUCGACUUCGACCCUGACUCGGAGGCGAACGAGCGUAUUUUGAGCAAGAUACUGCUAGAGAAAUCUUCCCAAAAACGGCGUCUUUUUGAUAUCACGAGUGCGUCGCCGACUCAAAUAUCUGCUAAAGGCGGCGAAGAAGUCCCAGACAGUGUGCUGGAGCCGGCGAAUGGAGAUCUUGGGACUACCUCCCUAAUGCGAGAUCCAGAUGAAGACAUUAUGAAUGUAUCGAAAAUCACAAUACACGCACCUUCAAGUCCGCUUGUACAGGCAGUGCUGGCACCAAGGUCAUCUAGCGGUGGGCAUACGACAUCGUCUGCAACGGCAGUAUCAACUCCUCGAAGCUCAGCGACAGACAUUAGCAGAUCUAACAGUCCUACCCCUCUACGUAAGAUGACACUACCAAUAAACAAUCGCAACCAAGCUCCUGAUCAACCUGACUUUUCUGCACUGGCUACGCAUAUGAGAACAGCCGCACAGAUGCUUGCUCAGCUUGAGACUAGUGGGUCCAAACGUCCGAAGAGCGAAGUGGCAGCAAUCAAAGCAAAGAUCAUCGCUAGUAUGCAAAGUCUCGAGGAACAAAGCUUCACAGACGAGAACAGUAGUCCUACCUUCGACAGCAUCAUGCAGGACACAAGUCGCCUCGCUCCUGGUGCUUCGCUCGAAAUCGACGACGCCCUAGACACCACUGAUCCAAACCUUAGUUCUGGUGCUGGCGCUGCCCGCAUGGAAAACGACUCCAAAACGGGCGGUGUCCAACGCAAAGGCGACCGCGACGAUCCCAGUGCCGCCACUUUCGGUGAAGAUUGGAUUGCGAAAAAGGAACGCAUUCGCAAAACCUCUCCCUGGGGCUGGUACAAGAACUGGGAUCUUAUCAGUGUCAUCGUCAAAACAGGCGCCGAUUUGCGGCAAGAAGCCUUUGCCUGCCAACUCAUCCAGGUCUGCUCGCGCAUCUGGAUCGAAUCCGCGAUUCCCGUGUGGGUGAAACGUAUGCGUAUCCUCGUCACGGGAGAAUCGUCCGGCCUCAUCGAGACCAUCACCAAUGGCGUCUCCCUACACUCGCUCAAACGCAGCCUCACUCUCGCCAGCAUUGCAGCCGGCACAAACCCGCGGAAACGUAUUGCCUCGCUACAUGAUCAUUUUGUCAAGACAUUUGGGAACGCAGAAAUGGACUCUCACGCCGACGCCGUCGAUGCAUUUGCCCGCUCACUCGCUGCGUACAGCGUCAUCUGCUACGUGCUACAGCUCAAAGAUCGACACAACGGCAACAUCCUGGUCGACACGGAAGGCCAUAUAGUACAUAUCGACUUCGGCUUCAUGCUGUCCAACAGCCCUGGCAGCAUGGGCUUCGAGGCCGCGCCGUUCAAGCUAACGCAGGAAUACGUCGACGUUCUGGGCGGCGUGGGAAGCGAGGCGUUUGAGCUGUUCAAGGAGCUGUGCAAACAGUCAUUCCAGGCGCUGCGCAAGGAGGCAGAGAGGAUCGUCAUGCUAGUCGAGUUGAUGGGCCAGCAUAGCAAGAUGCCCUGUUUUGCCGGCGGCGUGCAGACGAGCGUGCAGGCGCUGCGGCAGCGCUUCGUCUUGCAUCUCAGCCGCGACGAGGCUGAAGGCUUCGUCGAGGAGCUGGUCGCCAAGAGUCUGGGCAGUUAUUACACAAGGCUGUGAGUUUGCAUGGUGCUCUGUUCUGUGCUGUUGAUUGCAGGUCGUGCUAACCUGUGUGUGUGUGCAGGUAUGAUACGUUCCAGUAUCGCACUCAGGGUAUAUAUUGAAAUGCAAUAUGCUGCCAAACGACACGAUAUAUAUCUGUCCGUCU